CCUGAGGCCUAGAGAAGUUCACUUGCCCGGGAUCGCACAGCUAGAAAGUGUGUGAAAAGACAGUUGCUCUGUGUUCAGGGCACACCGGGUGUUGAGGGAAGCAGACAGGUACACUGGAAAUAAUCGUGCAAAACAGAAAGAGGUGAGUGCUUCUUGGCCCGAGGAGGAAGCAUGCUGUGGAGCGCAGGAGAAGGGGCUGGCGCCUGCUCUGCACACCCUUCCUGCCCCCGGCUUCUGUGAUUUGAGCUGGGCUUUUAGGGAGGGCUAGGGUUUCAUCAGGCCCAGCAGGAUCGGGACGCUUUUCAGGUGGGGAGGACGGCUUGGGCACAGAGACAGGCAGCCUGGGGCAUGGUCAAGGAUAGGGAAGGAGUCCAUGCGCCUGGAGAAGAUGGUUUUCCCGGGGGGCAGUGAGAGAGCAUGCUGCAGGGAGAGCUAGAAGGGGUUUCAGUGCCUGAACUUCAUCAUAUGGGUGGGGAGCUCUUGAAGGAUUCAGAGUCGUCCCACCAGCAACUCAAGCAGAGUUCCGGCAUCCCUGGCAGGAGUCUGAGGACAGCCCCGUAUUGUCUACCCACCACUUAGUAGGGAGCUGAGCUGGAGCAGAAACGUUGUCACCUCCCACCAAAUAGUGUGGAGGCCUCAGAUGGGGCUCCCUACCCUGUUAAAAUGAUUUCUCCAUGGACAAUGGCAGCUACGAUACAGGCCAUGGAGAGGAAGAUCGAAUCACAGGCUGCCCGCUUACUCUCUCUAGAAGGUCGGACUGGGAUGGCCGAGAAGAAGCUGGCCGACUGUGAGAAGACGGCCUUGGAGUUUGGGAACCAGCUGGAGGGCAAGUGGGCCGUGCUGGGGACCCUGCUGCAGGAGUACGGGCUGCUGCAGAGGCGGCUGGAGAACAUGGAAAACCUGCUGAGAAACAGGAACUUCUGGAUCCUGCGGCUGCCCCCGGGCAGCAAGGGGGAGGCCCCCAAGGAGUGGGGCAAGCUGGACGAGUGGCAGAAGGAGCUCUACAAGCAUGUGGUGAGGGGCAACUACGAGACGCUGGUCUCCCUGGAUUACGCCAUCUCCAAGCCCGAGGUCCUCUCCCAGACCGAACAAGGGAAGGAGCCGUGCAGCUGGCGUCGCCCUGGCCCCAAGCUUCCAGAUGUUCCUGUGGGCCCGAGUCCAGGCUCAGGACCCCCGGUUCCUGCCCCUGACCUCUUAAUGCAGAUCAAGCAGGAGGGCGAACUCCAGCUCCAGGAGCAGCAGGCUCUGGGGGUAGAGGCAUGGGCAGCUGGGCAGCCGGAUAUCGGGGAGGAGCCGUGGGGCCUCAGCCAGCUGGACUCUGGAGCAGGAGACAUCUCUACAGAUGCUGCCUCUGGCAUCCACUCCAACUUCUCAACCACUAUCCCACCCACUUCCUGGCAGGCGGAUCUCCCUCCCCACCACCCCUCUUCCGCAUGCUCAGAUGGGACACUGAAGCUCAACACGGCGGCCUCCACGGAAGCAGAUGUAAAAAUCGUGAUAAAAACAGAAGUCCAGGAAGAGGAGGUGGUGGCCACACCAGUGCAUCCUACUGACCUAGAGGCCCACGGGACCCUAUUUGGACCAGGCCAAGCCACGAGGUUUUUCCCUAGUCCGGCCCAGGAAGGAGCCUGGGAGAGCCAGGGCAGCUCCUUCCCCAGCCAGGACCCUGUGCUGGGGCUGAGAGAGCCCGCCCGGCCUGAGCGGGACAUGGGAGAGCUCAGCCCUGCCGUGGCCCAGGACGAGACCCCUCAGGGGGACUGGCUGUUUGGGGGGGUACGGUGGGGCUGGAAUUUCAGGUGUAAACCUCCUGUGGGCCUGAACCCGAGGACUGGGCCUGAGGGGCUGCCCUACUCCUCGCCCGACAACGCAGAGGCUGUGCUGGACCCCAGCCAGGCCCCGAGACCCUUCAGCGACCCCUGUAAAUACCCGGGCCGGACAAAAGGCUUCGGCCACAAGCCAGGCCUGAAGAAGCACCCGGCCGCGCCGCCGGGGGCCCGGCCGUUCACCUGCGCCACGUGCGGCAAGAGCUUCCAGCUGCAGGUGAGCCUGAGCGCGCACCAGCGCGGCUGCGGGCCGCCCGACGGCGCGCCGGGGCCGGCGGGGGGCGGCGCGCGGGACGGCAGCGGGCUGCGCUGCGGCGAGUGCGGGCGCUGCUUCACGCGGCCGGCGCACCUCAUCCGCCACCGCAUGCUGCACACGGGCGAGCGGCCCUUCCCCUGCACCGAGUGCGAGAAGCGCUUCACCGAGCGCUCCAAGCUCAUCGACCACUACCGCACGCACACGGGCGUGCGGCCCUUCGCCUGCACCGUCUGCGGCAAGAGCUUCAUCCGCAAGGACCACCUGCGCAAGCACCAGCGCAACCACGCGGCCGGCGCCAAGGGCCCCGCGCGCGGCCCCCAGCUGCAGCCGCUGCCGCCCGGCGCCGCCGAGCCCUUCAAGAGCCCCGCCCCCAAAGGCCCGCUGGCCCCCACGGACCUGGUGACCGACUGGACGUGUGGCCUCAGCGUCCUGGGACCCUCGGACGGCGGGGACCUGUGAGGCGCCCCGGCCGCGCGGCCGCGAGGGUGGAGCCGCCCGUGCAGCGUCGGGGCGGGAGUGCGGCGGGGGAGCGGGCGCGCGGGCUGCUGGCCGGACCACCGGCGACAGAGACAUCGCACGGCCCGGCCUCCGCCUCCGCCUCCCGACGAAGUAGAGUUCUGAUUGUGAAACUGAGCACCAUAGAAUUUUAAGUAAUUUAAUUACAAAACCUUUUUUUUUAAUUCUUGAAGAAAAAGCUGGAAAAUAGUAGUAGCACCAGUUUAAACUUUAUAGUGUACUUUUGGUUUCUGAGCGUGCGUUUGUGUGGGCUGUGGGCUGUGUCCUUACCGAGCCUGACGUGACAGAGAGUGUGCUGGAAGGUUGGCGGGCUGGGGACGCAGGUGAGGAGGGCCCUGGACCUCCCCCACCCCACUGACUCCUGGGGACUGUCCGGUCUUAGCACACAGUCGCAGGGGCGUUGAGACCAUGCUCUGCCCAGGGCCGGGCCAGCCUGGGCCUGGGGCUCCCAGCCCCCUGGGGAGCGAGGCCAGCUGUGUGCUGUGGAGCCCCAGCCUCCGCUCAGCGGGGAGACUUGUCCAGGAGCAGCCUGUUCCAUUCCCAGCUUGCUUUUCCGUCGUAGGCCUCCAAAAGCGCUGGCCCUCCUUGUGUUUCCCGUUAGCAGCCAUCUGCUGCCCCUGUGGGAAGGGGGCCUGGCCCUGUCGCCCUUUUACGGGACUCCUGGGCUUCACAAGGGAGAGUUGUCCGAAAACACAGUGUCAGGGCUGCAGAGGUGACGAGGCUGAGGCGUGGGCAGUGGAAACCUGUGACACUGGUUAGGGCCAGAGCCAGGGCCCAAGCCUGGCCUGCCCGCCCCGAUGUGGGCCGGCUUUCCAGCCAGCGACAUGCUUCUACUUCCUUUUCUCCGUGUGUAGUGUGUUUUUCAUUGUCAAAUGCUUUCACAGCACAUCUCAUUUGAUCACUACCGUGACCUUGUGAAGCACACAAGACAAGUAUUCUUGUUAGAGAUGAGGAAAUGAAUUACUCAAAGAGGACACACCGCGGCCUCACACCUGCGGCUCACGGUGAGUGCCGAGAGUUGGGAAAAGCCUCAGGUUGAGGGAGGAAAGCUUUUCCUUUUUGCCCUCUUAAAAGAUUUGUUCCACGUCUGCAUGAGAAAAUCGUCAGGCUGCGAGGUUUAGUGAGCACCGGCUCCCCGGUGUGUGCUCACUCCCCCGGGAGGGCACUUGGCGAGGUCUGAGAGGCUGGUCAGGGUCCCCAGUGGACACCUUAAGGUGGAAUUGGAAACGGACCCGGGUUUCUGGAUUCCACUGCAGUGCUGCCCCUGCCACACAAGUAUCCGUUCCUGUUUCGCUGAAGCAGCCACUGGUUUCUUGUCCAGAAUGGGUAGCUUGUCUCCCUGCAGAGGGAGAGACCGUGGCUUCUGUUGGUCCCGCUCCCUCAUGCGUACCUUUGUUAGGCAAUAGACUAGUUAAGAAAAUUGUUUCUAUGUACUGUAUAUUUUGUACCUGUUUACAGUUCUAAUAUUGAUAUAACUGAUAUUUUGAAAACAAAUGAAGAGGAAACAUCCUGUUAAAAUAAAACCUAACCAGCACCGCG
This is a messenger RNA of Equus caballus (horse), 4134 nucleotides long. It is a transcript of the gene ZNF746, whose product is annotated as zinc finger protein 746. Gene Ontology annotation, biological process: regulation of DNA-templated transcription. The record is from RefSeq and is a predicted model, not a curated record. Lineage: Eukaryota; Metazoa; Chordata; Mammalia; Perissodactyla; Equidae. Gene Ontology annotation, molecular function: DNA-binding transcription repressor activity, RNA polymerase II-specific.